UGAAAUAUACGAGUAUUUUUAUUUCUAGCUUUGUCUGCUCAGUUUAUAUCCUCACCCCCGAACUGUCUCUCUCCAAUUAUUUUAUCUCUUUCCAAAAACAAAUCCAACUCUUUAAACAAGAACCAGUCUGGUUUUUUCAGUUUCACCUUCUGUAGCUUUAACUAAUAUCUAUCAUCAAUUCACUUAAAAUGCACCUGUCUCUAGCCCCUAAAGGUCAUGUCUUUUUUGCUAAUGGACUAAUGCUUCAGUUUUAUUUCUUCAGUGUCGAGGUUUUGUAGUUUUUGUUGGGAUUUUCUAUAUGGAUUUUGGGGUUCAGGUGGGUUUGGAUGGGUUGGUGGGUUCAGACACAAGUAAUAGUGGUUUCGCUUCUCUUGCUAGUUCAGAUCCUGAUGAAAAGCAGAAGUACGGAUCUGGGUUCCUGAAGCAAGAGAGAUCUGCCGCAGCCGAUGACGAUUGGAGGAACUCUAAAUUGGCCAAAACCGAGUCAAUGCUGCUUGACCAGAGAAACACUUUUCUUCUGAAAUCUAGCAACAACUCUCUCUUCACUGAUGGACAGCAGCAGCAGCAGAUGCUCAGCUUCUCCUGUCCCAAAUCAGCUUCUUCAGGGGAGAGAAGCUCCCCAAAUGCCAUGUUGCCAUACUUUCACCUCACAUCUUCUGCUUGUAAUAGAAAUACAGGCUACAACUCUGGAAUCUUCAAUGCUGCCAGCAUGCAUGGGGUUUUGACUGAGACUAGAUGGCCAUUCACUCAAUUACAAUGGAUGGAGCUUGAACAUCAGGCCUUGAUCUACAAAUACAUGACUGCAAAUGUGCCUAUACCAUCUAAUCUGCUCAUCCCCAUUAGGAAAGCUCUUGAUUCUGCUGGGUUUUCUAGCUUUUCUGGUGGACUUUUCAAACCCAGUGCAUUGCAAUGGGGUACUUUCCAUAUGGGUUUCUCCAGCAACACCGAUCCGGAGCCAGGACGGUGUCGAAGAACAGAUGGGAAGAAAUGGCGGUGCUCAAGAGACGCAGUUGCUGAUCAGAAGUAUUGUGAGCGGCACAUGAACAGGGGUCGCCAUCGUUCAAGAAAGCCUGUGGAAGGACAAUCAGGCCAUUCCGCUGCGGCCACCACCACUUUAAAGCCAAUGGCCAAUGGCACUUCCUCUUUUGCAUCAGCAUCAGUGGUGGGGCUUCGCAGCGCUGUGUCCGACAGCCACACUAUUGUGCAUAAUCAGCAGCAACCUGCCAGUUCUUCUAAUCUUUCUGCCACCAAUACGCUCAGCAGCAGGGUGUUCCUCGCUACAGAGAAUGGAGGUGAGAGAAUGCAAGAUGCAUCGGGCUUAUCCAUGCUACCAUCCAGCAUUGACAUGAAAUCCAAAGAAACUCCAUUCUUCAUAUCAAAACAACAGAAUUCUUACGGUGAAUCCCUGCAAAAUGAGUUUGCACUUGUCACCUCCGACUCCCUCCUCAACCAUUCACAGAAAAGCUCGUCCUUGAUGAGUUGCAGAAAUUUUGGUUCGUCUCAGGACCUUACUGACCAGGAAUCUGUUUCACAGCACUCCCUCCGCCAAUUUAUGGAUGAUUGUCCUAAAAGUCAUUCUGAUCGCUCUGCUGUUGCUUGGCCUGGACUUGAUCUGCAAUCUGAGAGAACCCAGCUAUCAAUUUCAAUCCCCAUGGCUCCUGCAGACUUUGUGUCAUCCACUUCAUCUUCAAACAAUGAAAAGAUCUCUCUCUCCCCGCUGAGAUUAUCGCGUGAAUUUGAUCCAAUAAAGAUGGGGCUGGGAGUGGGAGCCGGUAGUGUCGCCAAUGAACCAAACCAAAGGCAAGCGAAUUGGAUUCCCAUUUCUUGGGAAACUUCAAUGGGUGGUCCACUUGGGGAGGUUUUGCACAACACCAAUAAUAAUGCAACAGCAGAAUGCAAGAAUGAAUCAUCGCUCAACCUAAUGACAGAGAGAUGGGACAACAGUCCUCGGGUAGGCUCAUCUCCUACCGGGGUCUUACAAAAGUCUGCCUUUGCUUCUCUUUCAAAUAGCAGUGCUGGAAGCAGCCCAAGAGCAGAGAACAAGACCAUUGAAGGUGGCAAUCUCUGCAAUGACCUUGGAUCUACUAUCGUGCAUUCUUCAUCAUUGCCUGCCUUGUAACUCUCUGACCUGCCAUUUAAGAAGUCUUCAGCUGAUGCCAGAUUAUGAAUAAUUUGUUUUUUAAAGUUCUCAAUCAGUCUGUUAUAUAUUUUUUUUCGGAUUUUAUUAUAUGUAUUUCUUUGGGCCUUGGUGGGUUUAGAAAAAAUGUAGAUGACUUGUAGGACGAUUGCCGAUUUGCCAGACAGGUCCUUUUAAAGGCUUGUGAUUCGUAUCA
Molecule: messenger RNA, 2333 nt
Organism: Populus trichocarpa (black cottonwood)
Lineage: Eukaryota; Viridiplantae; Streptophyta; Magnoliopsida; Malpighiales; Salicaceae
Product: growth-regulating factor 6-like
Exons: 4
Coding region: 299-2119 (606 amino acids)
Biological process (GO): DNA-templated transcription; regulation of DNA-templated transcription; developmental process
Cellular component (GO): nucleus
Molecular function (GO): ATP binding
Source: RefSeq, a predicted model, not a curated record